UAUUGGUCACACACAGGUUUUACAGAAGGACACAUAAAAUGGGAUGACGAAGAUCUUAACAACAAGAAUAGAUAUGGUGGUCAGGUUCCAGAUGGCCGUUAUGAUAGAAACACCGUUCUCUACUACUGCUGCCGAGCAGAUGGGCACGCCACAAAUCCCAUAAUUCUUCCUACUGACUCUCCAUUCGUCUUGCUGAAAUCUAACACUCACUUGUGCCAGCAUGUGCGAGGAAUGAAGGUUAGAAGUGAGUGGUUCCAGUGGGAUUGUGAAGAUACAAGACCUUCAAAUGGAGGUGGUGGGUUCAGACCACGCUCCUACGUGGGCAAAAAUGUCGCAGUUGAUUAUUGUUAUUAUUAUCGUUGA
Molecule: messenger RNA, 363 nt
Organism: Porites lobata
Lineage: Eukaryota; Metazoa; Cnidaria; Anthozoa; Scleractinia; Poritidae
Source: the annotation of a GenBank genome assembly